Messenger RNA from Brassica napus (rape), 2471 nucleotides. RefSeq names its product B3 domain-containing transcription factor NGA3-like. Lineage: Eukaryota; Viridiplantae; Streptophyta; Magnoliopsida; Brassicales; Brassicaceae. The transcript is spliced from 2 exons. The record is from RefSeq and is a predicted model, not a curated record. Gene Ontology annotation, molecular function: DNA-binding transcription factor activity; DNA binding. The coding region runs from base 1248 to 2309 and encodes 353 amino acids.
GAUCACAUAUAUAGUUUCUUUGUCAGGGUUCUUUGUGAAAAAAAAAAUCAUAUUAAGCAUACACAUGUUUAAGGAAUCAUGACGUGAUGCCAACAACUGGAGUAGUAGUAGGUGAGGGUUACAAUUAAUUUAAUGUGAUCAAAUGCGUGCAUGCAUAUGUUUAUAUUGUUUUAUAAAUUAUUUAUCUAUAGUGACAAAUGUGUAUUCAUUUUCUGAUGUGUAAUAUAUACAUAUAUAUAAACAGGAAUCUAUACAUAUAUAAACAGAGACCACUUUCACUAGUGCUAAGUGCCAACUUACAAAAUUUAAACAUAGACUCAAAUUUCUUUAAUUAGUGCAAAAGAACAACAAUUUGUCACUAAAACAAAAUUUUAAUACAAAUACCAAAUCGCUUGAUUUUUCCACAACAAUAAUACAAAAAAAAAAAAAAAAUACUCAGUCUAAUACAAAAAGAGAAGAUUAACGGAAUCUCGAACAAUAGUUAUAGCACUUCGUGGACAACGACAAACGCAUGUACAUAUUUGAAAUUUCAGUAUAAAGAGCCAACUCGAAGCCUAAUGAAAAGGACAAGAAGCUCACAUGACCCGAACCAUAUCAUUCAUGGGCCCCUACGCAAUACACGGUACUAAUAUCUCUCUCUCUCGCUAAGCCUUGAAACUCUGUUAAGAACUAAUCUCAAGCCACCAUUUUUCCUCCAUCCUCUAAAGAGAUAGAAAGAGAGAUCCUCUAGUUUGGUAAGAACGCAAUUUGAGUUCCAAGUCCCGAUUGGCUUUAAUUUUUCUCUUUCAUUGGUUUCAUUUGAGAGUCAUCAACGAGAAGAUAAUUUAUAUAUACAGUUUGGUUUCGAUUCUAGGGUUUUCAUAUUCCUCUAAUUUUUUUUGGUCAAAGAAGAAAAGGAAAGAACCAACCGAACCAAGAAGAGAAAAGAAAAUUUCAAGUUCAGCAUCUCUCUCUCUCUCUUAUAUUAUAAGAUCUCGAGUUCACCUAUCAGCAGCGAUGACUAUGAACAACAACAUCAACAAUUCAGUUCAACUAGAACAACAAGAGAGAUGUUUAUCCUUCAUGAAGAUUCACUAAGACCCAUCUCAAGAAAAAGGAAGAAAGAGUAAUCUUGAUGAAGAAACACUAAUUAAGACCCAAGUCAAAAAUCUCAAGACAAGAGUAGCAAGAGUUUGGCAAGAACAACAACAAAGAAGGUUCAAUUUUGAUUCAAGAAACCAUCUUAUAAAUCAAGGUUUCUCCAUCUCAUGGAUCUAUCCUUAGCUCCGGCAACAAACUCCGACCAAGAACAAGACAGAGACAAAGAAUUAAACUCCAACAUCGGAGCAAGCAGUAGCUCCGGAACCGGAAACGACAGCAACUUCCCGAUGAUGAUGACGAUACCGCAGCCGGAGAAAGAACACAUGUUCGACAAAGUGGUAACACCAAGCGAUGUCGGAAAACUCAACCGACUAGUAAUACCUAAACAACACGCGGAGAGGUAUUUUCCACUAGACUCAUCAAACAACCAAAACGGCACGCUGUUGAAUUUCCAAGACAGAAACGGCAAGAUGUGGAGAUUCCGUUACUCGUACUGGAACUCUAGCCAGAGCUACGUGAUAACCAAAGGAUGGAGCCGUUUCGUCAAAGAGAAAAAGCUCGACGCUGGAGACAUCGUCUCUUUCCAGCGAGGGAUCGGAGAUGAGUCCAAAAGAUUGAAACUAUACAUCGAUUGGAGGCAUAGACCCAACAUGAUGACCGUCGUUCAAACACAUAAUCGGUUUGGUAACUUCGGUUUUAACUUCAAUCUUCCGACCACUUCUCAAUGUUUCAACAGAUUCCAUCCAUUGCCGGAAUAUAAUACCGUUCCCAUUCACCGGAGCUUGAACCACCAACGUUCGUAUUAUAAUAACAAUCAUGGUCAAGAGUUUGUAGGGUAUGGUUAUGGGAAUUUAGCUGGAAGGUGUUACUACACGGGCGGCUCACAGUUUGACCAAAGAAGCAUUGUUGGAUCAGAGCCGUUGGUUAUUGAGUCAGUACCUGUAGUUCCCGGGAGAUUAACUCCGGUGAUAUUGCAUCCGCUUCCUCCUCCUUCUAUGGCGGGUAAGAGACUAAGGCUCUUUGGGGUGAAUAUGGAAUGUGGUAAUAAUGACAAUAAUCAACAAGAAGAGUCUUGGGUGUUGCCACGUGGCGAAAUGGGUGCUUCUUCUUCUUCAGCUCUGCGACUCAAUUUAUCUAGUGAUCAUGAUGAUGAGGAUGAUGAUGGUGAUGGUGAUGGUGAUGGUGAUGAUCAGUUUGCUAAAAAAGGGAAGUCUUCUCGCUUUCUCUAGACUUUAAUCCAUGAAGAGUCUCAUCAUCCUCUUCUUUUUAAUAUCUCUUUAUUUUAUUUCAUUAGUUGAUCUUCCAAAAGGAAUUACAUCCCAGCUAGUGAAUGGGAAGAAAAUACGAUCUUCAUUGUUUGUUUGUUUUUUGGUUAUGAGUUUUGUUUUCUA